Molecule: messenger RNA, 682 nt
Organism: Belonocnema kinseyi
Lineage: Eukaryota; Metazoa; Arthropoda; Insecta; Hymenoptera; Cynipidae
Exons: 2
Coding region: 60-647 (195 amino acids)
Source: RefSeq, a predicted model, not a curated record
UUGUUAUUUUAGCAUUUCAUACAUUUUUGGAAGAAUCAGUUUUCUUUAAUUACAAGAAAAUGAUUGGUAUGAAGCUCCUCACUUUGGUUGUGGUUUUCUCUUUUUCUGUUGAUUCAAGUUCAGCUACGGGCAGGCGAGGUCGUUCAAAACUACCAAUCCAGAGUCCACAAAGUUCAAGUUCUUCAAAUGAUCCACAAAAUGAAAAUCCAGAAGUUAAUUCUCAUCUUGUAGGGCACAAAUUUUAUCUUUCACAAUAUCCACAUCCAAAUAAUUUUAUUAUAAAUUUCAACAAUAGUAUUCAUUCUCAUCAACUUGGUUCGCAAGUAAGUCCCAAAUUCCGUCGUCAAUUUUCUCAGCAAUCCCGACCACAAUUUCGUCCCCAAAAACGCCCAAAUCGGAAAGACAAUGGACCAUAUGAAAGACACUUUACAGUAUUGGAUUCAAACCCACAAAGUCAUAAUAUUCCAUCUUACAGAAUUUCUAAGCAUCCUUUUAAAAUAGAAGGCAGUUCUUCAGAACAUAAUAAUUCUCCCCAAAAUCACAAUCAGCUUCCAAAUCGUGCUCAAAUGGACCUCAACCUUCCUCCGUCAGAGGAAAAGAAACCUUUUCUAGACCUCAAUAAAAUUCCUGACCCUGAACAUGAUUAGAAUUAUAUAUGUGUGCUUUCGGUUUAUAAGAUAAG